Molecule: messenger RNA, 34242 nt
Organism: Cinara cedri
Lineage: Eukaryota; Metazoa; Arthropoda; Insecta; Hemiptera; Aphididae
Source: the annotation of a GenBank genome assembly
AUGGAAGUUAAUAAAAGCUUUGAAAAUUCUGCAUUUAAUUCAAAGUGAGUAAAUUUGUCAACAUUAUAAUAAUAACAAUAAUACAUUUUAUUUUCUACUCACUCACGUUCAAAAAAUACCCCUUCUCUACCAGUUUCCAUGGGGUCCUUAAUCAACUGAAUCUAGUUUAUCCCGCACCUAUGUUCCCGAUAAACCGAUAUAAUAUAUUUAUUUUUUUUUUUCGAUUUUUAAAAAUAUGUGUUUUUCAAUGCUGAUUUUGAAUAUUUUUUGCGGAAACCAUUAUUAAAGAAGUACGGAAAUUUGAAGAUAGUCGUUUUUACAGUUUUACUUAAAUAUCUAGUUUUUUUUUUUUUUUUGGUAUUCAGAUUUGACUGUGGUACAUCAGAUUACACGUCAGACUUAGAAAUGUCUGUGUAAGGUUUAAUACCUAGUUAUCUAACUAAAUUUGUGUACAUUAAAACUUUUCUAAUCUCUGUAUGUAACUUGCACAAGAUACGUGAUGUACAGUAUUUACAUGUAUUAUUAUAUAUUAAUAUGUGUUUGUUACAUGUAACAAACAUUUACAUUAUCAAAUAACAUAAAAAUGUUUCUACCUCUCCCUCCAUUGGAGUAGUUUUUUUUUUAAUGAUGAUAAAUAUUUAAAACACAAUUACAUAUCGGGUGAAGCAUAAUAAUUGACCUGGUUUGAAAAUAGUGAAACCUGGGUGCAGUAUGUUAAUAUGUUGCCGGGUCUUUAGGUUCAUCUAUAAUGUUUUUUACUUUUUUUUGUUACCUAUCUGAUGUGUUUUUGCACAAUAAAUCGAAAGUUUUUUCGUUUAAAACAAUUUGAGUGAGCUCAGCAAGCAAGUGACCAAGCCGGUCUCUAAAUGCACCCAUAAUAUUUAUUUACAAAAUAGAGUGAAAAAACAUAUUUAGAUAGGUAAAUAUAUUCAAUAUGGAUUCAAUUAUAAUGUUCUUCAAAUAUAAUCUUAUAAUGUUAGCACUGACAUUAUGUUGAAUUUAUAAGAUAAUAUUGACUCAAAAAUUACUAUUACCUUAAAAAGUGAUGUACUCCAAAAAUAGCAUUAACCACCUUAUGAAUCGGUUAAAUAAUCAAAAACAAAUGGUAACAAAUUUGUCUCGUUUCCAUGUUGGUUUUUCUCAUGUUUAUUCUAUAUAAAAUAUGUUGUUCUUAACAUUAUUACAUUUUAUUAAUUUUUAAGUCCCUAGAUCGAUAUAAUUUUAGAGUAGAUGUCUUGAAAAUUUUUAUGCUUUUAACAAACUAUUUGAUUGUUGAGAUUUAUAGCUGUUAUAUCCUAGAUUUUAUGUUCAAUUUACUGAAUUUCUAUUUACAACAGGAACAUACAUAUUUGCUCAGUCUUUUUGUUGUAUAUAGUUGUUUAUAGUACCUCCUUGAUUUAUGUAAAUAUAUUGUAAUAGGUACAUAAUGUUAUUAUUAUUACAUCUGUUAGAGAUAAAGUACCUUCAAUUCCCAGAUAUGGUUUUUAUAAUAUUGAUAUGUACUCAAGCUAUAUUUCAAAUAUAUUUUAUUGUAUUAACUAUAAAAUUCUUAUUUGUUUUUAAUGUAAAUUGUGAUUAUAAUAAUCAUUAUAUUUUUCAGAUUAACAUACAACUCUAAACAAGUAGGUGAAGAAAUAAAUAUCCGUAUUAAAAAAGAAGUAGACAUCAUUGAAGGUUGUGUUUAUGAGAGCCAAAUUACCAUCGAAACUGAUCCAAUUGAUUCCAUUUUGUAUCAAGAAUCACAAUUUCAAGAAAAAUAUUUUGAAUGCUCUAUUUGUGGUUACUUAUUUUUAUCAAACUCGAGUUUAAAAUGUCAUAUAAAAACUCACAGCGAAGAAAAAUUAUACUCAUGUAAAGUAUAUGAUAAAUCACAUUAUUCCUUAUCUGUUUUACAAAAUCACAUACAAGUUCAUAGCAAUGUAAGACUUUACAAAUGUAACAUUUGUGAGAAGACAUUUUCUCGAAAACAAAAUUUAAACACACAUAAAUUUACUCAUACAGGAGAAAAGCCUUAUAAUUGUGGAGAAUGUAAAUGGGCAUUUACUGAUUUAGGCGCUUUAAAAAAACAUAAAAAAGUUCAUACUGGUGAAAAGCCAUAUAAAUGUGACAUUUGUAAGAAGUUAUUUACUAAUAAAUAUAAUUUAAAGACCCAUCAAAGAAUUCAUACUGGAGAAAAGCCUUACGAAUGUAAAUUCUGUAACAAGACAUUUUCUCAAUCAUCCCAUUUAAAAUCCCAUCUAAGAAUUCAUUCUGGAGAAAAGCCUUAUAAUUGUGGAGAAUGUAAAAAGAAAUUUACUGUCUCAAGCGCUUUAAAAACACAUAAAAAAGUUCAUACUGGAGAAAAGCCAUAUAAAUGUGACAUUUGUAAGAAGUCAUUUACUAAUAAAUACAAUUUAAAGACCCACCAAAGAAUUCAUACUGGAGAAAAGCCUUAUGAAUGUUUCAUUUGUAAGAAAACAUUUUCCCUGAAAAAAACUUUAAGAACGCACAUGGGUGAAGAGCCUUAUAAAUGUAACAACAUUUGUAAAAAGUGAUUUUCAAGAAAGUACAAUUUAAACAAAUAUAAAUUAACCCAUACUGGAAAAAUCUUUAAAAAUGUAACAUGUGUAAACUAAUAUUUUCUUACAAUAGCACUUUAAAAAUGUACAGUGAAGAAUUCAUAUUGGGAGAAAAUUCUCACCAAUGGUAACAGGUGUAGUAAAACAUUUUCUUAGAAGUCCAUUAUGAUGUCAUGGGGGAUCAUACUGAUAUUUUAAAUGUUUCUAGACAAUUCAGAAAGUAGCUAGAUAAACUACAUGUUUGAAUUAUAGUCAAAAGAACUGAAGUACAAAGUUUUAUUUUGCAUAUUUUUACAUAUUUUACUAUUUUUUGACAUGUACUGCAUUUUUCUGUAUUUUACAAUUUUUCAUUGCAUAUAAAUGAUUUUUAAAUGCAUAAUUUGUAAUAUUUUGGUUAAAUUUAUAUUAUUUUAAAAAUAAUAGAAAUAAUAAAAAUAAAAAAUGUAUGUAUUGCCUUUCAGAUUGAAAAAUGUUGGAAAUACUAUUACAAAUCAAUUUUAUGAGUUUAGUAAAAAUAUUUAAACAAGAAUUUCUUAUUAUGCAUGGUAUCAUUAACUCCAUGAAAAAUAAAAAAGAUUGACAGCAAUAAUGCAAAAUAUGACGUCCUAGGAUAAUGGGGACAGAUGCAGCCGCUGUUAUAGAUAUAUCUGCUAGCAAAGAUUAACCAUUGUUAACGAAAAAUCGAUUCUGAGCAGAGUUCAGUUGAUAGUGUAGUUGCUUUGUCAACAAUAUAUAUAUAUCAUACAUAAUACAUCAUAUUAUGGUAAAAUAAUUUAAAAUGCUUUAUAUAUUUUUUUUUAAUAAUAUUUGUUUAAUGUUGUACCAAUUUUCCCGUUUUUCCGGGUUUUUCGCAUUUUAUGAGAAAAUCAAAUAACCUCUCUAAAGUACCUCCCCAUACCAAUUUUCUCUCAGUAAAGGAGCUACACAUAAAAAUCGAAGCAAGUCCUCUGGUAGAAAGUUGUCCGCAGAAAAAAAAUAAUAAACUAGAAAACCAAAACGGCAAAUAUUUACGGUACACUACUACGAGUCCACGGCGUUAUUGAUUUCAUUGUUUUUAAUUUUGCAACCUGUUUUCUACCAGAAUUAUUGCAGCAAUUAAAAAAUGACAAGAGGUCGAUUUAGUUCUUUUCAAUAUAUAGCCACUCUCAAAGAAAGUCGGUUUUUGAUAUCCAAAGUAGUUUUCAUAAUAAUUAGGAAAAACCAAAAAAUACGAUUUAUUUGCGCAAUGAUUUCAUUAUUUUAAACUUUGACGAUUUCCGUUUUUUACCAGAUAUAUUGCUCUAAUAGAAAAACAACAUGAAAUCUUUUUUGUUGAAUAUUUAAUCUAGUUGGUGACCAAUAAAGUCGUUUUUUUAUUUUAUAAAACGCUUAUGAAAAAAAAAAACUAAUGCAUUAAAUUCAAACCCGUUUUUUUAGAAAACUAAGUACAACUUAUAAUGUACCUUGUGUUAAGUUUUCAAAUAUUUUCCUUAUGUUUUAUAAUUUUAAUAAAAGAUACAUAAAAAAAAUAAAAAUAUUAAAUAUCUAAAAAGUAAUUUUUAAAGAUAAUUUUACUACGUCUGCAAAGGACUAUUAUAAUAAUUUUAUGAAAAUUAUACAGGUCUCCGCAAUAGUGAAAAAAAAAAUCAAAUUCCGUACUUUUUGCCGUAUUUCCUAUCUUUCCCCCCGGUUUUUCGUAAUUAUUAGGAAAACUACGGUAAAUCAGAAACGACUUUCUUACUCACAAACUAAACAACAUUUUCUUUUAGAAAAUAUACUAUUUUUGAAAUUUGGAUAACGAUUUCUGGUAAAGACACAUUAUAAUCUUAAAAACAAACGGACAUACUUCGCAUGAUAGAUGGAUCACUGCUGUAGAUGAGAAGUUGGGAAGGUAGAGAGGAAAUUGAAUGUAUAUCUGUACGAAAAGAUUAAUUAUCGCUAACAAAAAACUAUUCUGAGUGGAGUUUGACUAUACAUGUUUUGAAAGUAUCUAAUAUUUACGAUUUGCAUAUAAUACGUUUCGUACAUUUUCCGUUUUCCUGUUUAAAUGUUUUUGUCAUUUAUAACGAAAACUACUUUAAAUAUCAAAAACAUUAUUUUCUUUAUCAGUAGCUAGAUAUACCAAAAAACAAAAUCUUUGGUUAUUUUUCAAUUGGAGCAAUAUUUCUGGUGGAAAAUAUAGCUUGCAAAAAUUAAAACAAUUAAAUCAGUAGGUAACUGCGGUGCACUGUAAAUAUUUACUGUUUUACCUAUACAUAUCAUUCGGGUUUUUCCCAAUUUGUUUUAAAAACUCCUUUGAAAAUUAGAAAAUGACUACCUACCCCAAUGUACCAAAUUGAGAAUUACCUUUUAGAAAAUACUCUAUACAUCGAAACAAGAUUUCUGGUAUUAAUGUUCACAGAAAGCACAAUGAUGUCGUAGUAGAACUAACAGAUCCACCUUUGUGUUCCGAAUCUAAAAGUUCCUAGAUACUUUUAAUCUUUUAUAUAAUACUAACUGUACCGACCGUUAUUGCCCGUGCCAAUUUUUUAUUAUUUGGUUUACCUAUAUUACUUUUUAAUAUUGACCGCGUCGGUAUUGAAUAAAUACAAAUACAUAGAAAGUGGGUAGUUCACCUACGGCGGACUAAAAGUGUUCUGUUAUAGCAUUUUUUCAUGAUUAUUUUACUAAAAAUAUCUAAACGCUGAGUUUUGGGGGAGGAGAUUUCAAAGGAAAUGAAUCUGAACCUAAUCUAUCGGGGAAUUGGGACGCUCGGCAGUGGAAGAGCGCGUGCACUGUAUUAUGGUCGUCACUUGCAGAUGGCACGGCGUUCCUUCUAUACCUUUAUGUACGUAUUUGCCGACAAUUUAUAUUAAUACAAAAUUAAUGACGUCAUAACUUGAAUAACAUUCAAAUUUCCAACUUUCCUGGAAAAAUAUAAUCCCUGCAAGUUGCAUACAUAAAUAUAUAAUUUAGCUGUAAAUUACGAUGAACUAACUGCGAUGAACAAAUACUUCUCAAAAAACUCAAACCUGGAUAAACGUUUAGAACUGCAGUGCACUAAGAAAUUAAUUUGAUAAAUACAUUUUUUCAUAGACAACCACCCACAUUAGUAAAUGGAUUUUAAUUUUUUUUUCAUAUGUGUUACCCCGGAAACCCAUAAUUCAACAAAAAAAUUAAAUUUCUGAACUAAAAUUACCUAUAACUUGAAUUUUAGGGGAUGGUAUUCAAUAGGCGUGGAUUUCAAUAGCUAUAAACCUUCUCUGAAAAAUGCGGAACAUUUUGCAAAAGACCACGUUAAAAUCGCUCAACGUAUUCUCAUGUGAUGCGAGGACUAAGGUAAAUAGGGAUUCACUUUUAUAUACAGGGUUUAAGCUUUAUUUUAAAAUCAUUUUUAAUUCUAUCCUAAUAUAGCUAAGUAAUUUAUUACCCAUCCCUACUCCUCUGAUCUAAACUUUAAACUGUUAUAAUUCAUAAUCGGUAAAUCUGAUAUUAGUGUAAUGCAUAUCAACAUUUUUAGAAAAAUAUUCUCUAUUCAAAUCAGUGUUUUAAAAAGGAGGAGGGUGUCUAUUGGAAAAUUAAAAGUAUGCACUUAAAUUAUUUUAAAAUAAAGUAUUAAGUAAAAUAAGAUCCAGUAGGGGGUCCUCUGACCCACAGUCAAAUUUUGCCGAUAAAAUUGGAUUCUUUGGCUUCUAAAAAUGAAUUGUAAAUUUACACCAAGCAGAGAAAUAAUAAUUAUCUGUAAAAUUGAUAUUAUAUCUGUAUGUUAAAUAUGUAUGCGACUAUAAAUAUGUUAAAUGGAACAAAAUCAAUCUCGCGUAAUUUUUCGAUUGGAGCAAUAUUUUUAGUAGAAAACAUAGGUUGCAAAAAUAAUAAAAACAAUACAAAUGAUAACGCCGAGGUGCGCCGUAAAUAUUUGCCGUUUUAACUAUAAUUUUCUUUAGGGCUUUUCCCAAUUAUUUUGAAAACCUUUUAGAAAAUCAAAGUUGUUCACAGACGAAAAAACACAUAGUAAAACCAAUAUAUUCCUUGCUUCAUUCAGAAUCUAAAAACAAGAAAUAUCUGUUUCAUAGCAUACCAUGGUAUCUGUUUCAUGGUUUUAUUAUAUGUCUAUGAUCUUGACUGUGGUAUUAGUAUGAAGCCAAAACCGUUGGUCACUGAUCCGAAGUUAACGAUGAGUUAUCCUAUAGAUAGCAGUGUAUAUCAAUAAUGACAAUAACAUUCUAUACCACGUCAAUAUUACUUUUCAAUGAUGAUGGAUAUUAUUAAUAUAACUAUUACGAAUUUAUAUUAAGUCAUAGACAAUUAUGAAUUAAGAUAUUCAGAUAUAAAGUAUUAUUAUUCGUGUAUUAAGUUGCAUUAAGUUUAUUUUGAAAUUUUGACAAAAAAAAAAAAAGAAGUAGUAGAAGUAUUAAAAUCUGUGUUUUUAUUUAAUUUUAAUAUUAGAAUAAAAAUUGAAGAAACUGUUAGUUUUAUAACUUAGGGCCGUUUUCUCUAGUGAUGGUAGAAAUAGCAGUACCAGCUAAAAUAGCACUGCUAUUUUACUAUAGCAAUAAAAGACUGCUAUUUACUGUUAAUAUUAGCAGAUAUUUUUAAAAUUUGUUAAAAUCCCAUGUUGUUCGCUGACAAGGCCAAGAGCAGAUAAGUGAAAUGACAAUUCAUACUUCUACGAGGUUAUUUGGUAUUGCUAAUUGCUAAAAAAUUAGCUGCUAGUAAAAAAGGAAAUUAAAAUUAUACGAUUUAUACAUCAUAUUAUCAGCUGUUUUAUAAAAACAGCAAUAGUUGCUAUUUUAAAUUAGAAAUUUUAUUAGCAGUUGCUAAACAUUUUUUAGCAGUUUACCAUUACUAGUUCUCACUAACGUAAAAAAAGCGUUUAUCUGAUUCUUAAACUGAGUUUAUGGCUGAUAACCGUCCAGGAUUGGUCGAUUAUCUUAAAAAUUCCGUUUAAAAAUCAGCGUUUACGUUGGUGAGAACGGGCCUAAGUAUAGUACAUCAUUUUAUUUACGGAAAAUAGUAAUACUGUAAAAAGAAGGCAUUCAUUACUUGAAUAUUUAUCGAUCAGCAAUGUUAUCUCGGAAUACGAACAAAUAUCCAUAUUGCUACAUACAUUGUAUAUUUGUAUAUGAUUUAAGGUAUUAAUGCUUGUAUUAUUAAAUACCUACUACUUUUUAAAAUGGUAAAAACACCAAAAUAGCCUAAAUUACUUUACUCCGUUCCAAAUAAGAACGCACCGGGCGGCAGAUAAUAAUCGGUCAAAACUAGUGCAGCCGACUAAUGGCGACCAAUUGUAGAGCGAAUAGACUCAGCUAAGGGGGCAGAACGUCGCUCCGCGAUACAUUUGGAUGCGCCAAGCUGUGCGUUCUUAUAUGAAACGGAUCAUAAAAAAAAAAAAAAUUCUGGGGGAGAAGCGCGUGCUCCCAGCGCCUCCCCCUGGAUACGAAACUGAGGCCGAUUUAACUCAGAAAUCGAUAAAAAUAAAAGUUAUGUGGCAACAUAUUUUGUAGUUAGUUUUUUUUUUUAAUUUUUAAAAAACUUCAACUAUUCUACCUAUAGGUAAAAAUUCUGCAUCUGGUUUUACGAUGUGAAUAAUUUGGAAUCGUUAACUUUAGAAUUUAUUUGCUAACACUCCACGUCGACGGUGUUAAUAUGAUGACUUUUGAUAAUAUUAUAUUAUAAAUAAAAUGCAAUCUGCAUGUGUUCAUAAAUUGUAGGUAGGUACUUACUUAAAAUUCACUAAAUUACCGAAAUCACGUGAUGUCUAGCUGAUGUCGUAGUUGUUUAGAAAAGGUACCCAAUACUUAUUGAUAGUAAUCGAUAUUAGCAUACACGCGUACAAACUACAAUUAAUAUGUUUACUAAUAAAAUUAAACGAUGUACAAAUGUAUUAUCAAAUAUUAUUGUGUCUGUAAACUUAUAGGUAGAUACAUAACUAAACGGUCGAUUACCCAUCAAUGUUAUGUUGGUAGGUAACGUGCGCUACAGCUCCUAUAUCGAACCUUAAGUUUCAUUUGCUUACUCAAUCAUUUAGGUACUCACUCGACAUAACUAUCCAUUGUUUUUUUUUUUUUUAAAACCAUUUUCUUUAUUAUAACACGUCUUGCGCUUUCAAUAUUUUCGGAAGUACACGCGAGCAUUAAAAAUGAGGUUGGUUAAUAUGGUUACACACCAAUAUUAUUAUUAUAUACAGCUAUAAGUUUGAACAUUUGACGUACGACUGAUAUUAUUAUUAUUAUAGUGUGUGAACUUUGUUUUCACCUUUGAUUGAAAGAUUAUUAACUACUUACACGUGAUACCCGGCCUACGGAUGUUGUAGAUAUAAUUACUAUUACUUCUACUACUACUAUUACUACUACUAUAAAAUAGCUAAAUCGCAUAAAUACGUUGAUAUGUUAAUAUGAUCGAUUUAUAUAAAAAUAAAACACGUGUUGCUAUAUUUAUACGGUUUUUGCGAUCUUGAAAUCGAAUAGAUAUAUUUAUAAUAAAAUGAACUCUCGUGUCAUUACCUAAAAAAUAAUUAUAUUUUAUUAUAGGUACUGUUAUUGCCUAUAAUAAAUUUAAACGUUCCGUUUUUUAAACCUUCGCGAUUUCUAAUUUUAUCUUGAGUAGGUAUUCCGUGGAGAAACUUUCUAAUCGUACGAUAUUGAGUAAGGUAACACCUAAUAAAUAGAUAUACAAUUAAGAAUAAUAUAUUGUGGUCAAAAAUUAUAGAAUUCGUUUUCGUUCACGGUAUUUUUUUUUUUUUAUAUGGCUUAUUAUUGGUUUACAAAAUUUACCUAGCUAGAUAACGUUCGAUUGAUUUUGUUGCGAGUUAAAUAGAUACCUAUUAUCAACAUGUAGAAAACGACGAUAAAUAUUAUAAUAAUAACUUGAAUCGAUAAUUAGAUCAUCUAUUAUACUAGUUAUGAUUUACAUUUUAUGAGAUCUGAAUCUAACCGAUAAUAUUUUGUAGUAUAAAGUAUAAAAAGUUUAUAUUUUAUACACGGGAAUUGGCCGUUGGUUGUUUUUAUUUUAAGUAUAGGUACCUAUAUAAGUUAUUACGUAUAAAAAGACGAUUUAAAAUGUCUAUAUUUUCUCGCAGUAAAUUGUACUAACUUAUUGUAAAAUAAUACAUUCAAAAGUAACCUAGAUUGUAUAAUGAUUAUAAAAUUAAUUCUCAAGAUGAACCGUUUAAUGCUGCUAAUAUCUUUAAUAACUAUUUUGCCGGUGUUUGUGAAGAAUAUAAUACAAUAUUUUCAAAAAUGUUCAUCCUAAAUAUAUCGAUGAAAUGUGUGAUGUUUCUUUUAAUGAUUUUUUCAUAAAUGAAAUAAAAAAAAAUUAUGUAUUGAAUAUAAUUACUUAAAAGAUGAAAUCGCUGCAGAAAAGUUCGGUUAUAUAUUAUGUUUUGAAAGGCCGUAAUAAUUAUAAUUUUAAAAUAAUAAACUUUAUACAUUUUUCCGUUUUCAUACGUUAUUUCUCAUUUAUUAUGAAAACCUCUUGAAAAAAAUAACUUCCUUAAAGUAUCACCCCUGAAAAAAUUUUCCUUCAGAAAAAGUGCUGAACUUAAAAAUCAGAGUUAAAUUUCUGGUAGAAAAGUUGUUCACAAAAAAAAAAUAAACAUUGUAAAACCAAUAGAAGUGGUUUGUUUACAAAAAAACCUAUUAUCAUGACCAAUUAUCUACCUAUCAUAACUAUUGUAAUUGUCUAUAGUUAUGUUUGUUCUAUAUUAGUCUUAUUGAAAUUAAAAUUUCUGAUCGUAGGCAUUUUUAUGUCUAAUCAAAAUCUUUAUUACCUACUUUUUAUAAUAAUUAAUCUGUGUUAUGACUCAUGGUAUAUAUUAUAUAUAAUUUACAUUUUGAAAGUUUCUCCUUACGUUCUUUUGUUGACAAUAUAGUUCAUUAUAAAAUAAAAUAAAAUGUUAUAUACUGAAAAUAAUGUAAAUGAGUUUUAUAAUACUUUUGUAUAAUUAGGAAAUUUAGGGAAACGUCUAGGUAAAUAUUUUAUCUUUAUUAGAUUAUAAUAAUAAUAUGUUUAGUAAACUGGCACAUAUACAAUACCUACACAGUCUAAUUGAAAUUCUCUUUAGGCCUCAAAAAAACCGUAGUAAUGUUUUUUUUUUGUUUUAUCUACACACUAAUGAAUAAUAAUUUAUUUUUAGCAUAAAUUAUCUAUUUAUCUAAAUUAAAUAUACCUAUGUAUAAACGAACACAUACGACGUUGAUUUUUGAUGUAUCAAACUAUCAACUACGGACAUUAUUUCAUUUGAAGUACCUACCUACAUAGUAUUAUUAUGAUGCUCUUCUAUCAUCUUUUGCUGGCAUGACGGUAUGUAAUAAUUAUAUCUAUUAAAAAAAUGAUAAUCUAUAAUUAUGAACAAUUCUGAAAUUACCACUAAUAAUAGUCUAAAAGGUAUAAGAUUUUUGUGUUGUUAAGAUAACGUGCGUAGAUAUAACAUGAUAUAUAGGCACACUAGAUUUAUAUUUUCAGCUUGAAAAAAUAAUACAAAUUUAUUAUUUUGAUAAUAAGUAAUAAAUUAAACCAAUAAACGAACAGUUUCCGAAAAUUGUACAUAAUAUAACGCAAAUUAGUUUGAAAAUAAAUUUAAUCACAUUAAAGUAAAUAACCCAUACAAAUUUUUAUUUUUUCAAAUUUUAUAAAAUAUAUAGGUUUCAGGUAUUGGUUGAAUAUAUUUGUUUAAAAUUGGAAAUUAAUAAUAGAUAAAUACAUUUGAAAAUAGAUUUUGAGCCAAACUACCUAUUUAUUUAUGAAUUUAAACAUUGUCAAAUGAUAUGUAAUAAUAAUAACUUUUUCUCUUUUUAAAACAUUUGAAAAACUAGGAAACUGUGGAGAAAAUCUAAAAAUUACAUACAUUUGUAAGCCUUUAAGGAAUCAUUUGUAUUUUUAAUUGCAUAACUAUAAAUUUGGUGGAUAAUACUAUGUUAAAAUAUUGUAUUAUUUAAUUGGCUUUUUCAAUUCUCUACAAAUAUUGAAAAAGUAUCAUUCCUUUAAAAUAAUUACCUACGUUUUAAGCAAUUACGUUAUUCUAUUAGGCAUUUAGACCAUAAUUUUUUGUUCAUUAUAUUGUACAUAACAGUAUCUAUUAGUUACAAUACAAACAUACCAUGAUGUACAUAUCGUUAAUAAUUUCAUGUUUGAAGAAUACAAUCAAAACUGAAGUAAUUAAUAGGUAUGUGUGUGUUAUGAAAUAUGUAAUUCGAGAUUAUGUGGCUACGAGAAUUUUACCCUUUGAGACUAUAAUAUUAAGAAAAAAAAACAGAUUAUAUUGUUUUGUAACCACGUCUAAUUUUAUGAAUUAAAUACCAAAAUAAAAUUAUAAUCACUUUGGUAUAGGAAUUGUGCUUUUUGUAAUCGUUCGAUUAAGUAACGGUGAAGUAAUGGUGGUUUAAUUAUAAUCUAUAAUAAAUAAUAAAUAUAUGAAUACUACUAUACGAAGUACGAAUUUAUAUUUCAAUUAUAUAUAGAAAACUUGUUCUUUUAAAAUAAUACUAACGUAUUGUUUUAAAUUCUGAGUGUUUGUUGGCUUAGUCACUUAUUGUAUUUAGUAUAUUGGUAACGUGUUUUAAAAAAAAAAUGUCUGUGUGUCAAAAUCUAUAAAUUUUUUUUCGAUGUACCAAUCUCAGGAUUAGUUUUUGGGAGAAUUUUUUUCGUUGAUUCAUUAAGAUCAAUUUUUUUAUUUUUCUUGUAGUUUUCUUAAUAAUUAAAAAAACUUGUGAAAAACGUUAAAAUAUAAAGGAAUAGGCACGUUUAAAAAUAAUUACCUAAUAAUUGUUAUUUUUUAUUUAUGUACAGAAUUACAGACUAUAAUACCUACUGACUCCACUAAUACUGUCUCCAGAUUUAUGAGGAUUAAACUCUUUGGUUUUAUAGAAAUGUUCAUUAAUUUAAAAUGGAUAAUUUAAAUUGCUUUUUAGUUCCAAACAAAUACAAUUUAAAAUUUAAAAUUAUCAAAACAGGUUUCACAGACUCCAGAGCACAGUUUAAAAUAGUUUUUUACUUACAACGGUUUAUCGUUGAGUACUGAUAUACCUAAACUAAAUUACCAUAUCAACUUCUCAUCUACUACUGUGGCAGAAAUAUGUUGCCAAGCAUAGCAUGCUCGUCUUCUUUUUUUGUAAACAGAUUUUGAAUGUACUUCCACUGGUGUACAUAAAUGAUAUUUCGAUCGAGUUAUAAUAUUGUCGCAGUAACGCGCACGAUGCACACGUAAAUUAUACACGGAAGAUCGGACGAUGAUAUAUACUUACGCUAACCAAGUGCAGGUAGAUAAAAACAAAAAUUAGUUUUCUCGUCUACACCUACUCAACGAACGUAUACUUGCAUAAAAAUAAAAUAUAUUAUAGAAAUAAUCUCAAUGUCCUGUUUGUAGUGGACGUAAACGGCCGGUGCCAAUAUACAAUACGCGGGCUACAUCGUGAAAACAAACAUUCGAACGUAUAAUAAUUAAAAAUGAAGAUCCUCCCUGCGAGUAAAGUAUACAGUAGGUACUCGUGCUACUGCAGCGACGUGCGUUCAAAAUGUUAUUUUGUUUCCUUUGGUCACGUCACGAACCGCCCCUCUCGAAACAACAAAUAGACCGUUUACUAACUGCUAACAGCUAUAUAAGUGUACAGCUAUCAAUAUAAUACCUUUACCUUAUUAUUAAGGUACUCGAAGUGCGGAUUCUCCCUCCACCCGACGAUCGACAAAUAGAUUAAAUGUAUAAUAUUUACCGUGUCAGAAAGAUUGCGGUUUUCAAUUAUUUAUGAACGAUUAUUGUAAUAAUUUUGUAUGGGCAUUACAACAGUUUUAAUAUUGUGAUUGUACGCGUGUAUAUCACACAAAUACCACUAAGGCCGCGUGAAUUUUGUUUUUAAUGUUUCCGCCACGGCGCGUGGGUCUGGGCUCGGGCGGUCGGGUAUAUAGCCGGAUUUUAAAACCGAUUCCGUUCCAGUGACUACGGUGCUGGCCCGCAGAACGUCGAGAAACGCGCGCGCAAAACGCGAAAUUCUCAUCGCCCCGCGCCAGUCGGUGUCGUCGAGGUUGCCGCAGUCGCGAACCUCGGGAUAGUGCAACUGAAUUCCACUUUUUUUUCUUCGGUUUUUCGCGUGCCGCGUCUACUACACGGACAUCGGACACUCCGCUACAGGUUAGUGAUACUCUACCGACGCAAUAAUUAAUAAAUAUCUUAAUUAAGUAUUAUUACAUCGAUAUAUGCCUAUAAAAGUCCUAUAUAAUAUAAUUACUAUUGUCUUUUACGCUUUUUCGAUUAUUAUUGUAAUACAUGCCGAAUUAUAAUAAAGCCAAUACCACUGUGAAUUAAUAACGCGUCUCACAGUAAAACUAAUACCCAUAUUAAUAUCACUUCUUCGCCUCGCUCGGAAUCUAAAUAGUUUGAAAUAUUUUAUUCUGUUAAUUUAAUCCUAUACCCGUACAACAUUGCGUUAACAUAAAACAAAUAAAGUAUAUAAUAAUUUUUGAAAUUGUAUAGAAUAACAUACACAUAGUUGCCAAUAAUUAUUAUAAAACUAACAAAAAAAAAGACGUCCUAGGAUAAUGAGGACGGAUACAGCAAAGAUUAACUAUUGCUAACGAAAAAAACGAUUCUGAGCGAAGUUCAGUUGAUAGUGUGGUUGCUUUGUUGACAAUAUAUAAAUCAUAUCAUGGUAAAAUAUAUGUGUUAACAUAGCCAAUUUAUAUUUUCUUUAAAAACAUUUGUUCAAUAUUGUACUUAUUUUCUCGUUUUUCUUACAGUUACCCAUGGUUUUUCCCAUAUAUUGGGAAAACUCCUGAGAAAAUCGUUAAACGACCUUUCUAAAGUACUUCCCUCAAUCAAAUUUCCUUUAAGAAAAAUUGCUAUCAUUAUAAAUUGGAACAAAAUUGCUGGUAGAAAAGUUGUCCAUAAAAAAAAAUCGUAAUAUUUUACUAAUAUAUUUCGUAAAUUUCUCCGGUUUUCCUCAGUUUUUACAUUUGAUGAGAAAACUCCUGAGGAAAUUGAAAAAUGACCUUUGUAAAACCAUAAAUGUACGAAUUUUUGUAAGACCAUAAAGCUUCUUCGCUCUACUCAAAAUCUAAACUGCGUCUAUCAUGUGGUGAAAUACCUGUACCUAGUAUAUUACGGAUAAUUAUAUAUUUUUAAAUUCUGAGUAAAGCGAGAAAUUUAUUAGUUUUAAUAUGGUUUUGUGCGUGUAAAUAAUUUUCUACUAGAAAUCUUGUUCUUAUUAAAAACAUGGUAACUUUCUUGUAGAAUUUUUGGAUCUAGUUGGUCCAUUGAGGUCAUUUUUUUUUUGUAGUUUUUUUAAUAAACGGGAAAAACUAGCAAUUGUUUGUGUAAUUUUCGUUGAUAUCUGUGUUACUUUGGCAACAAGGAAAAACAUAUGACUAAUAAUUCUCUGCUCAGAAACGGUUUUCGUUAGCAAUUCAUUGAGUAAAGAUAUAAAUUGAAUUACACUAUAUAACCUCACUUCAAACAGUGAAACAUCCAUUAGCAGUAUAAGCCUUAUUUUUUAUAUUUAUUAACGUAAACAGGUAUGCAUCUUUUUACUAUUAACAAAAAAAAAAUCAAUACAAAUUUUUAUCGGCAAUAGAAGCUGAUUAUAGUAGAUAUAUUAUAGAUAACAAUAAUUGAUUUAAAUUUAUUUGAAAUACUUCUUAAAGAUGAUCUGCAGUAAUAUUAUGUAUUUUAAAUUGUUUCUACUAAAAUGUUUUUUUUUAAUCUCCCCCCUCAGAAAAAAAGUUGGUAAAUGUAGUGCCAUAAAUGAUGUGGAAAUACCACUAUGUGGUUACUUGAAAAUAUUUUUUAGAUUUUUAACAUUUUUUCUUCAAAUAAAAAAUUAACAAUGAAUUACUAAGUAAUACAACAACUGCAUUGGUUUUGUUUGUAUUGAUUGAUUACGGAGAAAAAUCCGAUUAAUAUAAUAAUAACGCCCCUCAGAAUCGAUUUUGAUUACAAUGAUUUACUUUUGUUUUGAUAUACUAACUAUGUUGCCCUAAAUCCUGUAUAUAUACGUAUAUGUAUAUGUACUGGAUACAUAUAUAUACGUUUUCAACGUAUAUGUAUACGUUCCAAAUUUCAAUAGUAGUCAAUCUACAAUAGUGGUUUACUCAUAGUGUGAAUUAUGUCCUGAUUUUUUAAAUUAAAAUUUUUGUUUAUCAACGAUUUGUUUGAUAUUUGCUUUUUGCAUUUAUAUAGUAAUUCAAAUUAUACAACUAAUGUUCACUCGUAGUAGACGAUUAUUUUAGUCAAUUUCAAAAGUAUUACUUUAAAAUCAUUUCACACUAGGUUAUUUAUCGAAAUAAAAUAAUUAUAGUGUAUUUUUAGUACAUAUUAAGAAAGUAAAUAAUAAAAAAAUGUUAACUCGUAUGACUAUGUUUUACUCAUACAAUUAUUAUUAUAUUAUAAAAUAAAUGAUUUUUCCCUACGUAUAACCAAAAUAACCCAAGAAAUUAAAUUUGAGUAAACACAAUGACAAAAUCCAAGCGUGAGCUUCCUUAACAAAAUUUUCUGGAAAUCACGGACAAAUAGAUUCUUUAUGUGCUCAAAAAUCCUUCAAUAUCAACUUUUGACCGGGUAACUUCAAUAUGUUUUUUCUUAAAUAAUCGUAUUAGUCUCUCAACAAUUUUUUAACAAACAAUGCACGUAAUAAUCAUAAUGUACAGGUACACGUGUGAAGAAUAUGCAUGAAUUAUAGUCUACUCGCAAUAACUCGACAUUUUCGACGACUCAGAUAAAAAAUAUAUUAAUUAAUUCUGUUUUCUAUAGAAUCUGUUUAACUUAGACUAAUUAAUGUAACUCGAGUAUAUCUAUAUAUUUGCUUUUUUUUUAUAUUGUUUCAUAAAUUCGAUUUGUUUUUAUAAGCUAUAAAAGUAGGUGCCUAUUUGAAUUUACUAUAAACUUUGCAAAAUCGAUAGUUCAUUUUCAUAAAAAAUCUUACGGGUUGAACAAGUAUGACGAAUUUAUAUUAAAUUAAUUAAAGAAUUAUACUUUUUGGUUAAUUAUUUUGGAUUUUCAUCAAGGUAUUGUUAUUAAUAUUAUAGUAAUAGGCAUUGGUUAGUUACGUGGCUUAAACAAUUAUUUCGUUCUACGUUCAGUUAGAUUCUUUAUUUUCCAAACUAUUAUGUUAGGCCUCACCUGUAUGGUAUAAAUGAAUGGUUUAUAUCUUGUGAUGAGGAAAAUUUUACUUUGAAGUUAACAUCAACUAUAAAAUAUGUUUAACAAUAUUAUAUAGGCACAUACAGCAUUUUUUAAAUAAAAAAAUGGUUAUUUUUUAAAUCGCUCUAAGUACGAGUUAAUCGAAUUACAAUGUUUAGUAAUUUAAUGAUUCAUCCAACCGGUAUGGUUAAUUUUAUAUUAUAAAACACAUACAUUUAACUGUAAAUAAACACGUGGAAAAAAACAGUUAUAAUUUAUUAAAUAUUUGCAAUAAGUAUUGGGUCAAAGUUUUUAUAAAACUUAUAUUAUAGCAAAGUUGAAUGACUUUUAACAACGAUGCCUGUACCUACGGAUAUUCUAAAUGGACAUUUAUAAAAAACUGGUUUUAUAAAUUUGCAAAACAAGGCUGGUGCCUGGUAGAAUACUAAAACCGUUGUAGUUUGAAGUAUCUUAAUAUUAUAAUAAUAAUAUGUCCUUGGAAAUAAAUAUUCGUGACAAAAUAUUCGAACCAUGACAUUAAAUUAAACUAAUCAAUGCAAUUAUUAAUUUUCAGUUUAUUUAGCUAUCCUAUAUACACACCAUGACAUUCAUUAUAAUUUGUUAAGGGUCCGCAUACUGAUAAUUCAUUAUUAUUUGUGUGUUACUUAAUAAUUAUUUUAUAUGCAUUAUGUAUAUUGUUUACAUGUACAUACAUGUAUAUUUGUUCACAGCUCUAUUGAUUUGCGAUUUAUUUCUUUGUUCAUUUGUUAUUCACUAUAGAUUGCAUAUUUAAAUACCAUAUGUUAGGUCACAUAACUGGGGAUCCCUCUUAGUCACGACUUCAGUAUACUAUAUGAGAAUAUUAAAAAUGAUCGAUUGUUUCGUACAUGGUUGUAAUUUUUAAACAUAUUUAUUUAAUAUUAAAAUAACAAGUUCGCUCACAAGCGGUUUACUCUUGGACAAACUCUUUAAUUAUUCGAACGAAUGUUUGUGUGCGCUUUACAUACAAUAAUAAUUAUUCAGAAAAUUGAAAAAUUGGGUUAUAUUAUACAAUAGAUUAUUACCUAUGCCUAUUAUUUUAUUAUUUAUCCGUUUAUAAUAAUAAACCUAUAUAUUAUAAUAUUACAAACGAUAAAUUGUAUUCGUUCGUCUUGAGUAGGAAAAUCCCCAGCAAUGUCCUUGAAUGUGCAAGACUUAACAAUGAGUUCUUGUUUCAGUCAUCUCACAAUUUUGGUUGGUAGUAUAAUUAUCAUCUAUUUUUUUAUUUUUUUUUUGUUAUCUCAUUAUCAUACUCGAACUGAACAAUGAAAACUGAGAAUUAUUCCAUUAUAAAAUUACCAUCAUCACAGCCUUAGAUCGAUGAUAGUUAUGGUGAGCGGAAUAUUUUGGGCGAUUUUUCGGAGGUCUACAAAAUUGUUGCAGUUGGUUUUUUCCAAAUUACUAUGUCAGCACUUGACAAGCAAUUUUACAUUUGAAACUCUGGUAUAUAGUAUAAUAGAUAAAUUGAAGUUUAUUAUUUAAUACUGAGUAGUUACUGACAUUUAUUUUAAAAAUUACGUCCUAAUAUUAACAUUAUUGUAAACUCAACAGUUUUGAAACUGUAGUAAAUUUAUUGUAAAACAUCUAAACGCCUCUUCUUUAAACCUAAUUGUUCCGCUGCUUGAUUACUAGCGGACGUCGCACAAAAGACGCUGUGAUAACGAUGUGACACCAAUAAUGAAAGUAUCGUACAAGGUAUUUGCGACCAAAAUUGCAUUGGGUCCAAUACUCUUAUAAUUUUAUGCAUUAUAUGUACAUGAAAUCAUCUCAUAUGCUUAAAAUUAUGAUAUUUAUAAUGGAAAUAUUCAAAGCAACAUUAUAGAUCAUACGUUCACGUGUUCCGUCUAAAUAUUGAGAAAAUAUAUAUACAGUGGAACCUCAAUAAGUCGAAAUUCAAUUUUUAAAAUUAUAUUCCUAAAAAUUUAUUAUACUAAAAAAAUGAUUAAAUAAUUAAUAUAAACAAAACAAAUUAUUACUAAAAAAAUACAAUAAAAAAUGUAUACUAUAGUGUUGCAGCUUUGCAAUAAAUAAUUUAUUAUUUUACUUUGACUUAGAAUUUGAGAGCAUACUAUGCUAUUGUCAAUAGCAUUUUCUACUACAUUUAGAGCAGAGAUAGUGCACUUUAUCGUCCACAUUACUUGAUUUUUUCAUACGUAUACGUGAUUAGGUUAAAUUAUGAGACGCACAUGCCGAUUAGACAAAUGAUUAUAAAAAUUAUCAAUCAUCAUUCGUCAUAGAAUAUUCAAGUUUUCUAUAAUUUUUCUUUCGAGUUAUCUAAGUUUUCGUAAGAGAACGGUAUUUAUUUCGACUUAUUAAGUUUUUUGAAUUAUCAAUGUUCCACUGUAUUUGAGCAUUUAUAUGAGAUUAAAAUAGAUUUUACUUCCAUCAUAGUACAGUUAGUGUAUUUAAAAAUAUUACCGAGAAAAAAAAUGCUUUUAAAUACUGGUGUUCAACAUAUAGGCUACACGAGUAUACCCGGCGGCGCACACAAAUCGGCAAUUCCCGAAUUAGUAAAAUUGUUCAAAUUUCGGAGGUGGAGCAAUUAUGUCUGAAUUCCGUUCCAGGGGGUGGAACAGCUACGUCAGUCCGUCUCUUUUUUUUAAAAAUAAUACUUUCUUGUUUUAUGAGUAUUGUAUACCUAUAUAAUUAACCUAUGUAGUAUAUCUAUGUAAUAAUAUUAGCUAAAGAUUUUUUCUGGUGAAAUUUCAACGGAUUUUUCAUCCGGAUUUUCCAGACUUUCUCAUCAAAUGUAGUUUGACAAAAUAUCACCAUACCGGGAAAAAUAAAAGAACCCAAAAAUCUAAAAUAAAAUACACGUGCCAACGCGUAAAUUAAUUUUUUUUAUUUGUCCAAUAAAUACUUACUUCAUUCAGUAAACACUUGGAUCUGGUACGAUCGUGCUGACGGUUGACGAAAAUAUAAAUGGCAAACAAUUUAGUGACAAUAAUAAUGGAUAAACUGUAAACUAGUCUAAAAAAAAUACCUAGAAACGUGUCGUCGACUCUAAUGAAAUUAAUUCCACUUUUGCAGUUUUGAUAUAGAUAUUUUGAUCAUAAACGUGCGCAUUUUUUUUUUACAUUUAAUUUAUUUUUUCUACGAGUAUUUAAUAGAUUAGGAAUAGUAAUAAAAAUUGCAUUUAUAAGUUAAGUAAGGAAGAGAAGGCGGCUUGAUUGUAAAAAGUAUGUAUUAUUUAAUUUUAAUAAACAUGUUUUAAAAAAAUAUGCUUUUAUUUUACAGUGAUAAAAAAAGAUAAAACCCUAUUAGUUUCUAAAAAGUUAAGUAAUAACCAUAAUAUGUUUAUUAUGCAAUAUCAUAUAUAUUCAUUUUAGGGGCAUUUAUAUCCUAGGGAUACAUUUUAUUAGCCGCAUACCUUGUUUUUUAGGCAUUUUUAUAGAAAUGGGUAAUGAUAAUAUUAAUACGUUGGACUAUUUUUUUUUAAAGUUAGGAGAUGUUUAGAGAUGGGAGACACUCCCUUAAAAUACGCCAUCGGUUAUGAAAAUAACAACAACAACAAUAAUAAUAACAAUAGUAACAAUUAUUAUAAUAUUACAUUUUUGAUUAGCAGGCACCUACAACAUAUUUUAUGCAGAUAAUAUGUUUAAUUAUUGGUUAUAAAUUGAAAAUGGUAACAACCGACACGUACCUAUUUCUAAUUUACUUUGAUAUCGACCGUGUUUAGUCAACUAUGUUCUAUAACUAUUAAGAUAAAAAGUAAUCGUAUCGUAUAUUUGUUUCAGAAUUACGAGUAAGAUACAAAGCGGGUAAAAAAAAAAUAGUUUUUUUUUUAAAAUACGUCUACGUGUUACAAUGUAUCUUAGUUACUGUCGAGAUAUCGCCGUGCCAAUUUUAUCGAUUUUUAGUAUUGGUACAUUAAAAUUUUUUUUUUAAUUAUUUCAUUUAUUUAACGACAUUCGAUUUAUUUUUUCACAACGCUUUGAAAUGUCAACAUCAGGGCAUUAUUGUAUGUAUAUUGUAUUUUAUUACGUGAUUGAAUACAUUAUAUUGUUAAUAUUGUUAAAAUUAUUCUAAAGGCAUAUGCGAAAUUAAGCGUAGUUACAUAAGCAGAUAGGUCUGAUAGGUCAAUGCUUCUCUCUCUCACACCUUACUGGGUCUUUCAUUUUAUAUAAGUGACAACACAACUAAAUAACAAUAGACAAUUCUAAAAAAAUAAAUAAUUUCUACAUAAGAAAUACCUAAUAUAUAUUUAAAUGAACAAAUAAAAUAAAAACAUCUAGUAAUUGUUUAAAUCAUUGAAGUAACGAUAAAUAUAUGGAAAAAACUUGGUUACACGAAUAAAAUAUUAUGCCGUGUCAUUCUUUACGAUAUAGCUGGACAAGGUUUAGUUGACAAAAAAAGUUAAGUAUGUUAGUAUACUCCCGUAAUAAUUAUUAUACACACUUAAAUACCGUAAUUAGUACCAGGUUAUGGUCAUAGUCUGAGAAGAGCCUAUAUACACCCUCAUCCUUAUUUUUAAAAUUCAGAUUUAUAAAUUAGUAUUCAAUGUAAUUCUUUUUAUAACGACGGCAGUCAUCAUAUUACAUCAGUAUAAUGUUCAACUACCUAUAUUGGAGUCUAGGAAAAAAGACAGCUAAAAAAAGACAAAUAUAAUAUAAAAAACACAUUUGUUUUCAAUUUUUACUUUUAAAAGUGUUAAUAGGUAUCUAUAUAAUAAUAUUUUAAAAUUAUUAAUAUUAUGUAUCUACAUCUUAGUAUUUUCCAACUUAUAUAUUAUUAUAAAGGCGCAUAUAGUAAUAUAGUAGGUACCUAAACUAGUUAAUAUUUACAUUUUACAUUUUAUUAUUUUUGAUUAAAUAUUAUACUUAUCUAAAUCUAAGUUCGAAAUAGUGUAUUUCGUGCAGUGUAUUGUUAGUUGUUUCAGUUGUUUCGUGUCUUGUUUAUUUUAAUUUAAAGUAAAAUUUUGGGUUUUUCGCUAUGGAAAUUAUUUGAUCAAAGAAAAAUAAAGAAAAAUGUUAUUGGAAAGUCCACAUAUAUGUUAUAAAGUACGUUGGGAAGACAUAAAAAACUUGGAAAUGCUAUACAUUUUCGUCAUUAAAUGACCCGGAAUAAUAUACUCCAAGUUAAAUAAUUUAGAUCCUAAUGUAGGGAUCGUACACAACCACGGACCGAAUGAAGACGAUAUUCAAGUUUCAAAAUGUUUAAUAAAAAUGAAGGAAAAAGCUAAAUCAACCUAAGUAAAUCCAGUUGAAAUUUAUGCAGAAGGAAUUAAUUUACUUUCGAUUUCAUGUAAAAUUUGAAUUCCAGUUGAAGACAUUGUAAAAAGGACUUUCUGAAACCAACGAUCUAAAAUUAUUCUACCCGGAAAAACUGUUAUUGAAGGCUAGUAAUUUUAUUCAAAUUGUAAAAUAACUUUUCGCGCAAAAAUAUAAUAUGUUAAAAAUAAAUUGAAAUAAAUCUGUAAUCGAUUAUUUAAAUAUCAACAAUAUUAAUAUAUAUAUAAAUAAAUUCUAUUAAUAAAUUCAAUAAAAUUAUACUAGAUGAUUCGGCGACUACUGGUAUACCAAACUAUACACGACUUUUACUACACGAUACAGGGGUAGACUCAACAAAUAGAAUUUCGAUAUUUACUACUGACGAUGGAUUAAAACUUUUGAGCGAAUCCAAUGAAUGGUAUUUGGAUGGUAAUUUUGCUUUAUCUCCUAAAGAAUUUAAACAGUUUUAUAUUUUUAGAAUACAGAUUAAAUCCGUUUUUAUUACUGCUGUUUAUAUGUUAUUAUGUAAAAAAAAAUAAAAAACAUACGAAAAAAUGCUAUUCAAGUUUAUACCCAGAUCCUUUAAAAUUGCACAUGGAUUUUGAACAAUCUAUGAUCCAAGCGGCAAAAAGUAUUUUAGGAGAUCACGUACAAAUAAGUGGUUGUUUUUAUCAUUUCACACAAAAUUCACAUAGAAAAGUUCAAAAUAUUGGUCUAGAAACAUUAUAUAGAGAAUACAAUGAAUUUCGAUUUUAUUGUGCUAAACUUGAUUCUUUAGUAUUUUUACCAGAAAAUAAAGUUGUGGAAGGCAUGAUUCAUUUAAAAACAAUUAUGCCCGAAGGUGCUCAAGAUCUAGUAGAUUUUUUUGAUAUGACCUACGUGAACGGUACAUAUAGACAUGUUAUUACAAAAGAAAAAACAAACAAAUUAAGAAAAUGUCAACCUAUGUUCCCUCUUUUUACUUGGAAUGUGUAUGAAACUAUGUUAAAUAAUGGCGAAUGAACAAAAAAUCAAACGGAAGGUUGGAACCACCAAUUCUCUAAAUUAGUGGGUCAUAACCAUGCAAGUAUAGGGACUAUUAUAAAAAAAAAAUUUACUUGAAAUUCCUACAGACGAAACAAAAUUGGCUCAAUAGAAUCUAAAUGUUAUGAUAUCGUAAAAAAGAAACACUUACGAGAAAAUUAAAAAAUCACUGAAUUCAAUUUGUAUUGAUUUUAAAGAAAGAAAUCGGUCAAUUGUAAUUUUUCAAAUGCAAAUUCAUAUAAUAUGUGAUUUUGAUUUAAAUAAAUUUGAUUUAAUUUAUUUUUUAAUAAUUUAUAAGCACUCAUUUUUUUUACUAAUUUUUCAUUUUGUCAAAAUAUUAACUUUUAACCAUUUUAAUUAAUUAAACCAUUUUUUUAAAAAUGAAUAUCGUUGUUGUCUUUUUUUCUGUUCCUUUUUUACCUGUAUCUUUUUUGAUUAUCUUUUUUUACCUGUUUCCCUUACAUGUUGAUACUAGGUACUUGUAAUUUCAAAAAAAUAAUAACAUAGGUUUUAGAAGAUAAAUUUCUAAACAUUUUGAUAGAUGUUUUAAUAAAGUUCUAUCAGUCAAAAAAUCCACAAAUUAAAGAAAUGAGCUAAAAAAAUCGGAACAUUUUUCUGACAGAAAAAGUUUAAUCUGAGAAAAAAACACAUUAUUGUAAAAUUAAUAGCUUCUAAACUACACACAAAACCUAACAAAAAUGAAAAAAGAAUCGAGAGAUGAAAAAUUAUUGAAAGUUAAGCCGAUAUUUGGAAAAGUGUUGAUUUUAAAAAGUCGUAUACAGUACAUGUUCAUGCCAUAGGUAAGCCUGCACUGUUGUAAGUGCAGGAAAGUUUGGGAGGUAUAUUAUACAUGGGUAAUUAAGUUCAUAUAUUUCACUAAAAGUAACGAUAAAUUAUUGCAAUCAAAUACCGAUUCUAAGUGAUAUUAAUCGUGCUUUUCGCUUGUAUAAUCCAUAAGGUUACCAAGAAACCAAAAGAGCCAAAAUUAAUGUAUCGACACUUGUUGUCAGUUCUUUUUUUUUUUUUAGACUGGAAAUCUAGACAUUUAUCAAAUAAAGUAAAAAAAUAUCCGCAUCUUUUAACGUUCAGUAUGAAUAAUUUAAAAUAUUUUUUUCUAACCGAAAAAGUGUUUUCUAAGAAAAAAGGUAAAUAUCUUAGUAAAACUUAAUAGCGUCAUCGUUACACUAAAAAUCCAAAAUGUCAAAACUAAAUCCGUGAGACGACUGAGUUUAAACUUUCAACGCAUAGGUCGAACGAAGAAGAAUAAAUUAAAAGUAGAACAAGGAUGAAAAUCGGAGUGAGCGAGAAUUAUUAAACGCUAUUGUUUUUUUCUUUACUUAUACUUAGAAAAUCACAAUAUUAUUCGAAUAUUAAGUAUUGAAGUUUCAUAGCAGUUCCGGGAAAAUGUAACGCGGAACCGGGACAUUAAUAUAGCAAUACAUCUGUUCCUUAGACCUUUUGAAUGAAAAUGUCAAUAAUCAAUUUACAUAUAUUAAUUUCAUAUAUUAUUGCAGGAUUGACAUCUUGGUAUGUACAGGUAUUAGGUAAUAUAAACACUAUAGGUAUACAAAAUACUUCAAUGUGAAAUCGUCAUAGCUUGAGUCCCAGGGAUAAUUUGACUGGUUAUAUAUUUGAAUAUUCCUUAUUGCCGGAUGUAAUAAAUUAAAUUUUUCAAGUUUUAGAACUACAACUUAAAAUUGAUUGUAUUGAACACCGUGCUACAACGAAAAGAGAUUAGGUAUACGUUGUAUAAGUUUCAAUAUAAAAAUAUAUAUUAUACUUUUACUAUAUAUGCAUCCAGUGACGUACCUAAAAUUUUUCAAUUAUGGGGGGGGGCUAAGCUAAAAAACAAAUUACUAAAAAAAGUGAUUGCAAAAUACAUAAUUGUGCAGUUAAAUUAUUAAUACUCAGUUGAAUAAAUAAUGCACAUAUACAAUGGUUAUUAUUGAAUAUUAAUAAUUUAUACAUUUUUUUUGUAUUUCAACCAAUGAGUCAAUAAAGAGGAGGGAUAAAGCCCUUAAAUAACCUUCUCCUUGGGUACACCACUGUGUGGAUCGUUAUAAUACGUAUAUUAUUAGAAUUAUUUCUAUAAAUAAAAAUGAAUCCCUAAUUCCUUUGGUCAUCGCAUUACGUGAGAACACCAAGAGCGAUUUUAACACGGUUUUUUGUAAAAUAUUCCGCAUUGUCCUGAGAAGUUUAUAGCUAUUGAAAUCCAUCCCUAUUGAAUACCAUACCCUAAAAUUCAAGUUAUAGGUAAUUUUAGUUCAAACAUUUAAUUAUUUUUGUUGAACUAUUGGUUUCCAUGGUAACAUGUAUGAAAACAAAAUUGAAAUCCAUGAACUAAUGUGGGUGUCUAUGAAAAAAUUAAUUUAUUCAUUUCUUAUUAACAAUAUUUAAUUAAUAUUAUAAAUUAUGAUCCUUAAAAUAAUAAUAAUGAAUAUAUAGGUUCUCAUAAAUUAGACAUUUGGUAUAAUAAUAGUGUAUUAAAAUAAAAAUAAAAUUACAUGUAAAUAUUAUUAUAAUUCUUCUUCUUAUUUUUCUUCUUAAUGAUCAUUAGGACCACCCCAUCAAACAACCAAUUCUCCAAGUUUCUGUCACUGUCAGCUGCUUUUGUUUUCCAACCUGGACCUCCAUUUAAUGACUCUACGCCUCUCUUUACCAUAUCUUCCCGUCUUAAACGAAGUCGUCCAAGAUGUCUUUUCACUUCUGGAUUCUCUGCCAACACCGUGACAUGCAAUAGUAGGUUCUGACUGCAACCUCCUACUCUGGAUUAUAUUAAAUAUAUUUAGAUUCUGGAAUCGUUCCACUAAUUCUCUUUUUUUUUUUUUUAUUCAUAUUAUUAUUAUAAUUAUGAUUAUCAUAUUAUUCUACUCAACUAAAUUUCAUAUUGAACACUUUUAUAUACUAGAUCUUAUUUCUUAUAAUCGUAUAAAAUAUUUUCUUACCUAGUUAAUUUUUAAUCUCUCGUCCAAAUAACUUUUUUCUAAUGAGUAAUGUUUGUAAAAAGUAGUGUGUUCAAGUGUAAUAAUUUUUAGUUUAUAUAUUAAAAAAUAUAUAAUUAUUAUAAGCGAUUAUGUUAUACGAGACACGUUUAAAAUAAUUUGUAAUAAAUAUUCAAUGUACAUUAUACAUGUUAUAUAAUUAGAUGGAUGGUUUACGGUUAAUGGAUUAUAGGGCCAUUUUUAAAUCUACAUUCAACACUUAUUUAUUCAUUUAUAUUCAUUGAAUAUAUACCAUACGUACUCAAGGAAUUAAAAAAGCCAUAAUGAUAAAAAAAGACUGAAAUUAAUGGCCUCUCCUUUUGGAAAAUUAGUGACUGGGCAUCUAAGUGCUAAUCUAAAUAAUACAAUUAUAUGCACAAAGAUAUAUUAAAAUAUCACGCCUAGACUCUGCUAACAAAGCGUAUCACGCUCUGGCUUCUUUAUUUCGGUCUAAGCUAUUGUCCAGAAAUACUAUAGAAAAGUUACAAACAACUUAUUUUUGGGAACUACAAAAAAAUCUAACUUAAACAAAUUUUAAGCCUUUCAACCUAUUAACGUCAGAGUCCUAACUCAUUCUUACUGGUAUGUCAGUGACCUCACAUUUCACAAUGAUGAAAGUAAGAACAUGCAUGUGCAGAGUAGGUGCGAAUCGUAUAAAGACGGUACUGCUAAACUGAAUAAGACCUGUGAAGUAGAAAAGUCUGGAUUCGAUUGUAAAAUAUUUAAUGGAAUUGAAACUGGACUGUAAUGAGAACGUGGAUUUAUAAAGAAAAAGGGAGUGUAAAUUAGUUUUGAAUGCCUUCUAAAACCAGUUUACUGGCUGAAAAGCUUAAAAAAAAUUAAUAUCAACCUUAUCAAAUCUUAUCAAACUAUUUAUGUUCUAUGAAUUUUAGCUAGGUUAGCUGUAGUAUGUUUUUAAGACUUUUUAUUUUCAUUUUUCAUUAUAUUUACACUUGAAUUCGUUUCUACACAUAUUUUGAUAUUUCCUUUCUAGAUUAAAUUGAAUUGUGUUUUAUUUUAGCAGAUCAAUAACAAUGAAAAUAUCAUCUCAGUCGUACGCUAUCCUGUGGCUGUCAAUUAUGAUGGUCAUUUGGAGGGCAGUCGUGUCCGAGAAAAUAAACAAAUACUCGGAAAUUGAAGCCGCUAAGUAUCUGGACAGCACAAAUCAGGCGUUAGCCCAGUGGACAAAUAGGAUUAUCCAUGCCGAUUGGAAUUGGUUGACGAACUUGACUAACGAAAAUGCUGAAAAAAAGGUAUAUUUUUAACCCCCAUAUUAUCAUAAUAAUUAUUGAACAAAAAUAUUUGACAUUAGCAUUAUAAUAUCUCAAACAGGCAUGUGUAUAUAUAUAGGACCUAUGUCAAACUGACGUGCCUACACACAUAUAUAUGUGUACAUACAUACACAAAAAUACAUACAUACGUUAAUGAGCUGGUUUUCAAGUGGGUUUAUAAAUUGAUGAUAAUGCUAUGAUAAUAAUUUAUUUGGACACAUCAGAGUUUUUUCUAUUAUUAAGUUAUGCGUUUACGAUUUUCGAUAAAAACGAGAUGUAAAAUAAACAAGUGUCAAACAUCCCGUUUAACGUCGGCUACACGCACAGCUCGAGCGCAAAUGGAUUACGUUUUAAUUGAAUCAAAAGUCGAUAGUAAUCUAUUUUCACAAACACCUCUUUUGAAAAUUAAUAAACCCGUAGAUUCGCGCUGUCAAAUGAAUUAAAUUAAUACUCUUCAUAAUCGCCCGUCGUUAAAAUGUUAUUGCGUUAAGUUAAAAAUAAUAUUAUAAUGCAAAAAAAAGAUGGUUCCGUGUAUCGUUUUUAUCAAAAUAUGUCAGAUCAAUAUUCCGACAUAAAGUUUUAAAAAUCUUCAAGAUUUAUAAUUCAUUUAUAAACAUUAAAAUAUACUUAUUUUUCUCGAGGUUUAUUUAAAUCAAAACGUAGAUUAAACGUGACGAGAUCGUGAAAAUGAAAAAAAAAAAAGUCGAUAAUAUUUUUAUAAUAUGAUAAGCAUUUUUUUUUUCAAAAUAAUCAUAUAGACGUUUAUUGGGGUGGGACAAUGUCCUUUUGUAUUUUUCGUACCUCUUGUACAUAAAAACUUAUUUUAUACUUAAAAUAUGGAAAAAUACGUAAAUAUAGUUUUAAGCAUGAGUAAAUGUAUACAAGAUGAUUCUUUUAUCGUUAAACACUCAUUAUUUAGCAAAGUAUAGACAUUUUUCGAAAAAAAAAAAAUGUUUUAUAAAUUUAGAAAACAAAUAAAUCUAAAUUGUUACAUCACCAUUAUUUUUGUUCACUUUUAUUUUUGGGGGUAAUGUGGGUUAGAAUAGUGAAACACUAUUCAAACGUUUCACGUCGUAUACUGCCACACAAAUGAAACUCCACUAAUUUUCCCCUACUCAAACUUAAAAGUAGAAUAUCUCGUGAACGGGUUGAUAAAUAUAUAUAUAUAUAGCAUUAUUGUCAUAUAGAUAUGAUGGCAACUCAACGUAUUUCGGUUGUAAACUGCAUUUUGUAAAUACCUAAAAAUACAGUAAUAUACAACAAUAUAAUUAUAAAAAUUUCACGGAAAGGAAAUCCAAGUUGAUUCAAAUUUGAGUAUCCUUUCCAUUUAUCCCUGCGAUUAGUGGUUCCUAGUUCCAUUUCUCUCAUAAUCAUGGGAAAAAGGAUUUUUGUACAUAAAAAAUCUUGGAGGGAGAUUGUGAAAGUGGUAAUGGACCUACAUGGCCCAGAAUAAGCCUAAAAAAAAAUUACCACAAUUAAUGGUUUGUGAGAUAUCGAAAAAUCAAACAUCAUUACUACGCCUAAUACAAUUUAAUGUACCCAAAUAUCAUUCUUUUAUUUUUACUCGUCAUAAAUCACACUUAAACUUUUCUAUUAAUGGGUCUUCUCGUGAUACAUUCUGGGAAUCCGACACUGAUCUUGAAUUUGUAUUUAGUUCGAUUCUCAGUCCUAAUUUGCACGUAAAUGGGCAUGCUGCGAAGCUCUUAAUAUUUUAGGACUUAUGAAUUAUGAAGCAUGUUUGUUUAUAAUUUAAGCUAAAAUCUCCCUUAGGGAAUCUAUAUAGUUUGCUUGUUAGGCCACAAUUUUAAAGUACGGAUCUGUUAUUUGGGAUUCUUUCACGGCGGAUAACUCACUUAUGCUUGAGUGUGUUCAGUGAAAUUUUUAAACUAUGUUAGUUAUGGUUUUAAAAUUGAGUGUCCACCACAUGAUUAUACACUUGUCCUUCGGUUCCUUGGGUUGAAACAUUAGCCAAUUGUAUGCAAGCAAACAACGUCGGCUUUUUAGCUAAAUAGUUGAACGGGCAAAUUGGAUUGAAAUUGAUUCACCCUUCUUAAUCUCUUUCUUAACGUCCAAAACCAUUUUUCUCUAUAUUCUUUUAAUCGUUAAUAUAGUUUUUCAAACAAAAAAAGAGAAAUAUAUGUAUAAUAUAUAUUUUUAUUUUUAUAUAUUUGUAUUUAGUUGUACACUGUUCAUUUUUGUUAUAUUGUAUAAAUAAUACAUGCAUUGAGCAUAAAGCUCGCAUAUUUUGUAAAAUAAUUAAAUAUGUAUACAUAAAAAGAGAUAAAGAGUCAAAUUGUUGUAUGAAAUGGUUAUAUUUUGUUAUAAAAUUAUCUACACUAAGUAGAUAUCCUUAAAGGGGUCUUAUAUAGGCAACAUUGAUACGUACAUGUAAUGGUUAAAUUAUUUUCAAUUUUAUAGUUUUUUGAUACAUCCAUGUAUACAUAAAUGUUAUGUGAAAUUUUUAAAUUUUAUUCAAAUUAACAACGGUAAUUCAUUCAUAUUCUUUGACUUCUUGGCAAACAGAAAAAAAUAUUGAAAGAAAGAUAAAAGUUACAAACAAAUAUUAUAUUAAAUUAAAAAUAUGUAUGUCAGUUUUAUCUAGGUUUUAGUUUUUCUUAUAUCUUGAUAUAAUACUUAAUUUAUUACAAUAUUUAUUUUACUAGCUCGCCAUUAACUUGGAAUUUGGCAAUUUCUUAAAGACUACGUGGAAAGAAACAGUGAAAUUUCCCUGGUCCACUUACACAAAUGCGGAUAUCAAAAGACAAUUUAAAUUACUAUCUGUAUUAGGAACGGCUGCCUUACCCGAAGAUAAAAUGAAAAAAGUCAGUAGUCUACAGAUGUUUGUCAAUGAUAAUAGUUAAAAUGCUUAGUAUUUUAAUUAUUAUAUAUUUUCGUUUAGUUAGACGCAACAGUUGCGACUAUGGAGAGUUUGUAUGGCAAAGCAACAAUUCCCGAAUACGGUGAUAACAAUUCAAAUCGAACAUUAAGUUUAGAACCAGGUUAAUACAUACAUGGAUAUUAGUAUUACUGACAUUUGACAUAGAAAUUAUUUUUAGUUUAAUUAUUAUGAUAUUUUAUAUUGUUUUUCAAAAGAUAUCAAUGAUAUAUUACAUAAAAGUUAUGAUGUAAAUGAACUAAAACACGUAUGGAUAAAAUGGAGAGAGGCAACGGGAAAAAAAGUUCGAUCUAUGUAUGCAGAAUACGUAAAGCUGUCUAAUGAAGCAGCCAGAUUAAACAGUAAGGAAAAUAUUAUAUACACGGUAGCUAUACUUGAUAUUUCAAAAAGUAUUGACAUUUUUCAAAAAAAAAAAGAAAAGAUUUUUCUAGUUCUAAAAUGUUUUAUAAUACAAUAAUAUAAUAAUACUAAUUUUUUUAUCCCUUGUUUUUGGUGGUAAAACGAAACUACCUAAUUUUGAUUAUUAAACCUAUAUUGAAAAUCGCAUAAAUAGAAGGAGUUCUAAUUUAACUACAUGUUGGCGUUAAAAUUGUUAAUUUUCGUUAAUCUACUGAUGGGAAUAUUACAUUUUCAAAAAAGUCAAUACUCUUCAAAAUAUCGAGUAUAGCCACUUAAUGUAAAAAUGUUACUAUAUUAUUGUAAUAAAAAUUUAUAAAUUUACAGCAUGAUGCGUAUCAUGAAUAAUUGAUUAUAUACUUUCGUAAUAUAUUAACGUUAUAAUCACUGUUCUUAGAUUAUACGGAUGCUGCAGAUUUUUGGAUUAGAGGCUAUGAGGUUGACGAUUUCCGCCCACAAAUGGAAAAGCUGUGGACGCAAAUCAAACCUUUGUAUUUACAAAUACAUGCGUAUGUGCGCAGAAAGCUCUGGGAACAAUACGGUAGUUCGGUGGUCACAAGAACUGGACCCAUACCAGCACAUUUACUUGGUAAGUUUUGAUGUUAACUCGAUCAAAUUGCGUAGAUAUUAUAAAUUUAAUGUCUUUAAUGCAAAUAUUUAUUUUAGGGGACAUGUGGGCACAAACCUGGGGAAGAGUGGACGAUUUUACCCGACCUUACCCGACUAUUGACGAAGUUAACCCUACUACAACCAUGAUAAAUCAGGUAACGUCUAGUUCAAAAAUCGCUAAUACCUAUAAUAUUAUUUAACUAAUCUGUAUUUUCAUUUGUGUUGUUUAUUUCUAUCGAAUUAUUUUCUAAUGAAUAAGUGUACGAAAUCGUGUAAUAGAUAAGAGAACCAUAUCGAUUAUAAUAUAUUUUAAUAUUUUAAUGUUCUUGUGUUAGUAUUCAUACUACAUGAAAUAAUGAAAAUGCGGAUUUUUUGUUUUAUUACUUAUUGAGGUGGAACCCUAAAAAGGAAACAUUAUAAAACUACAAUAGAUGCAAUUGAAACAAGCUGUUUUUUCUUUCGGAUUUUAGAACUAUACCCCCAAAAAGAUGUUCAAAAUCGCUGAAGAGUUCUUCACGUCACUAAAUUUAAGCGCGAUGCCGCAAUCUUUUUGGGAUAAAUCGAUUUUGGAAAAACCUUAUGGGCGCGAAUUAGUGUGCCACGCAUCGGCUUGGGACUUUUACGAUUCCAAGGACUUUAGAAUUAAACAAUGCACGUCGGUUAAUUUUAUCGAUUUUAUUACGGCUCACCACGAAAUGGGACACAUUCAAUAUUAUCUGCAAUAUAAAGACCAACCGUUUAUAUACCGCGAUGGAGCUAACGAAGGUAAUGCAUAUUAUUAUUAGUAGUAGUAGUAGUAUUAGUGAUAGUAAUAACAUUAUAUUUAUAUUAAUGAUUGAUUUAUGCUUUUAAAAAAGUUGAACAGCCAUGUGGUUUAAGUUUUUAAAUUAAAAUCGAUAAUCCUUUUAACAGUGCUUCCAUUAGUUUUUUUUUCACCUUGCAUAUACCUAACAAAGUACGUCAUAUUAUCAUGUCAUGUUAUAAUAAACUCGUAGGUUAUUUAUUUUUAACCGUACUAGCUAAAACGGUUUUAAUUUUCAUUUGAUUUGUUUGUCAAAAUAACCGUAUAAUAUACGGUAACGCAAAUGUAGUAAUAUCCAUUAUAAAUGUAUCGAAAUAACAAUUUUAACAUUUACGUCAGACGUUUCAAUAAUAUAUUUAUCAAUUAUGAAAUCUACCUUAUGUACUUGUUAGCAAUAUUCCAAUAAGAAAUACUCGUUGCUUAUUAUCAGUACAUUUUAUUAAUUAUAUCACCGUUUUUCGAGAAAGUAAUAUUUAAGUUAUAAUUUGUUCAAUGUGUUAUUUAAAAUUCAUAAAUCUACGGUUAAUAUUUAUGUUUACAAUAAAAUCUUAUUGCAGUUUUAAGUAACAUGCCAGUAUAAAUAUCAAACUUCGGAAUGAAUAAGUUAAAAUGAACUUGAUUAUCAAUUCAAUACUCAAAAUAUAUGAACGAAAAAAGUUCAUAUUUUAUUCGAAUCGACCUUUUAAAUUAUUCUGAGUAGAGAUGGGAAGAAAUUGGUUUUACUGUUUGUGCAAUUUUCUUCUUUUUUUAUCUGUGUACAACUUUUUUACCAGAAAUAUUUUACUCCAAUUAAAAAUCGACAAGGGAGUUUUUGUGUAGCAUUUUGUUAUUUAAAUUUUUUAUUUAUAAUUAUAAUAUAGUUACUUGAAUUAUAUGUAUCAAUAUUAUACUUAUUACUUAUAUACUUAUACGGAAAAUGUUUUGCGUAGGUUUUCAUGAAGCGAUCGGAGAUACAAUAUCGUUAUCCGUAUCUACACCAAAACACAUGAACAAGAUUGGUUUGUUGCCCAAACCAAGCCGUUCGUACGAGGCCAACAUCAAUUAUCUAUAUCAAAUGGGGUUGGACAAGAUAGUGUUUUUGCCCUUUGGCUAUUUAAUAGACCUUUGGAGGUGGGAUGUAUUUAAGGGACGCACGACCGAAGAAAAUUAUAACUGCGACUGGUGGAAACUUAGGUGAGUGUUUUCAUUAUUAGAUAAAUAUUAUUUAUUCGUGCCUGUGUAUAUUUUAUAAACGCACGAGAUGAUACUUGUUGUAGGUAUUCUUAUCAAGGAGUUGAGCCGCCAGUGACUAGGAACGAAAACGAUUUUGAUCCCGGAUCCAAAUACCAUAUUGUCGGAAACGUACCUUAUAUUAGAUAUUUCGUGAGUUAUAUCAUCCAAUUUCAGUUUCAUCAAGCAUUGUGUGAAAAAGCUGGACAAUUCGACCCAAGUAAUCCAAAAAGCAAACCGUUACAUGAAUGUGAUAUUUAUCAAAGUACGAACGCCGGAAACGCCUUCAAGUGAGUUAACUUGUAUGCGAUUUCUAUACUCUGUAUAGUGUACACUUUCGAUUUGUUAUUUUAUUUUUUAAUCAUUUAAUUUUUACAUAUUACAUCUACAUAAAAAAAAAAGAAAACAAAAUAAUUGUGAAUAAAUUUAAUUUUUUUAAAAUUUUUUUAGAGAAAUGUUAAAAUUAGGAUCGUCAAAACCGUGGUUUGAAGCCAUGGAACUCCUAACUGGCCAACGGGAAAUGGAUGCUGGACCUUUAUUGAAUUAUUUUAACCCUCUCUACGAAUGGCUUAAAAAUGAAAAUAAAAAGACUGGAGAACAACUUGGUUGGGAAGCGGCUAAAAAAAGUAAUUUAUGUUUAUACGAAUAAUAGCAUAUGUAUUAAUUACAUUAUUUUUCAUUGACACCUAAUCUAAUACUCCAAAAAUAUGGUAUUAUUGAUAGAAAUUAAAAUACUUAUAUAUACUAACUCCAUAAGUAAGAAAUGUACAGAUUUUAUUUUCCUCAAGAAAUUCGUUUUGGUUAAGUACUCGAGCAAUUUCGUGUAUAGAGCACAUUUGUUAUUAAACAAAUUAUUAUUAUUGAGAUUAAUUUACAAUUUAUUUAUUAAGGAAGUUACAUAAAAUAUUGUAUUUUUCGAUUUUUACUAUCCCUCAUAUAGUUUUCCUAACAACCAAACCAAAUGAAAACAAUCAAAAAAUUUACCUAUAAGUAUUGCACAGACGUUUUUCUCAUAAAAUGGUAAAAUUAUUAGGUACAAUUUUUUGUUACGCAAUGUUGUGUUAUUGCUAUCAAAUAAAAACAAUUUAAAAAUCGUACAACGUAAAUCGCCAAACGAUCGUUUUUGAAAUAACAUUUUUUUUUUUUUUUUUCAGUUUGUGUACCAACUUCAGACAUUCAAGCUUAA